GCUAAUGGUACUCAAAUUAAAACCGAUAAAGAUGAUCGUGGAUUUUGUUCCAGUUUAAUUCAAGGACAAAUCCCAUCCAAUUUGAACAUGGUCUCCUCUCUUAUCAUUAGUCCUACCGAUGGUGAAAAAAUUAAAGAAAAAAAACCUUUCGUUAUAAAAGUUAAGGUUAAAAAUUUGAAUACCGGUUUCUUUAGCGACCCUAAUGCUGAAUAUUAUACUGCACAACAACAACUUGGUAAAAACGGCUUUAUCAAUGGCCAUUGUCAUGUUACUGUUCAAAGAUUGGAUGGUGAUGAAAUUCCAGAUCCGACCAAAUUUGUUUUCUUCAAAGGAUUGGAAGAUAAGGCAAAAAAUAAUGAAUUAUCAGUUAAAGUUGAUCAUGGAUUACCAAGUGGUUUUUACAGAUUAUGUACAAUGGCCUCCGCAUUGACUCAUCAACCAGUUAUCAUGCCGGUUGCUCAACGUGGUUCUCAAGAUGAUUGCAUUCGAUUUAAAGUG
Molecule: messenger RNA, 498 nt
Organism: Racocetra fulgida
Lineage: Eukaryota; Fungi; Glomeromycota; Glomeromycetes; Diversisporales; Gigasporaceae
Source: the annotation of a GenBank genome assembly